AUGUCUUUUGAUUCUAUCCAUGCUUUCAAGGCCUCGCCCGGCGUGAUCAAGAUCGCGCCGUGGCAGGCUUUCGACAAGCUUUGGAUGUCCGUUACGGGAUAUCAUGCAAACGAGUUCAAGUUCAAGGAGGGAGUCACUCCGAUGUCGACCGUUACCGAGACUAUGGGCAUGAUUGCUCUGUAUCUCGUUGUCGUCUUCGGAGGCCGCGAGUUCAUGCGCAACCGCGAGCCGCUGAAGUUGAACGGUCUGUUCAAGGCUCACAACCUGUUCUUAACGCUACUGAGCGGUGGCCUUCUAGUUCUCUUCAUCGAGCAACUAGCCCCGACUAUCUGGAAGCAUGGCCUCUACUCGAACAUCUGCGGUGCAGAUGGCUGGACUGACGAACUUGUAACCCUCUACUAUCUAAAUUAUAUCACCAAAUAUAUCGAGCUUAUUGACACUGUCUUUUUGAUGGUCAAGAAGAAGCCUCUUACCUUCCUUCACACUUACCACCAUCCGGCAACGGCGUUGUUGUGCUACACUCAACUGCUCGGUAACACGUCGGUCUCAUGGGUCCCGAUUACUCUGAACCUCACUGUGCACGUCGUGAUGUACUGGUACUACUUCCAAAGCGCACGGGGUGUCAAGGUUUGGUGGAAGGAGUGGAUUACCCGAAUGCAGAUUGGCCAGUUCAUUCUCGACCUUGGGUUUGUUUAUUUCGCAUCGUGGGACUACUUUGCUAGUGCUCAUGCUCCGUAUCUGCCGCAUUUAGGGCGAUGCGCGGGUAAGCCUUUCGCAGCUGUCUGUGGAUGCCUGAUCUUGAGCUCGUAUUUAGUGCUCUUUAUCAUGUUCUACAUCGCCACAUACAGGAAGGCAUCUACUCGCAGGACCAAUAAGAAGUCAGAUAAGCACGCGGUCUCAUCGAUGAAGCAGAGCGCGGCCAUGGUGGCCGACAGCUGCAGCGGAGUGGAACAUAUGAACAGCUCGAUAGUUUCCAGAAAGUGA
Molecule: messenger RNA, 984 nt
Organism: Daldinia childiae
Lineage: Eukaryota; Fungi; Ascomycota; Sordariomycetes; Xylariales; Hypoxylaceae
Product: Elongation of fatty acids protein 2
Exons: 3
Coding region: 1-984 (327 amino acids)
Biological process (GO): fatty acid elongation, monounsaturated fatty acid; sphingolipid biosynthetic process; fatty acid elongation, polyunsaturated fatty acid
Cellular component (GO): endoplasmic reticulum membrane
Molecular function (GO): fatty acid elongase activity
Source: RefSeq, a predicted model, not a curated record